GUCGUUGAAAAACAUUUGCAACUGACAACUGCAUGGUUGGUCUUUCCUUUGCAGAGAUAAUGUCUUCUGGUGACAGGAAGAAACAAAGCACCAUGUCUUUUCUGGUUGGAGCGGUCGGUAGAGCUGUAAUCAGCGGACUGGCUUUUUAUGGAGCAAAGAAACUAUAUGAAGACUAUUGGAAGGGAGGAGCUGUAAGUGGACAAGCUGUCGAAGAUAAACCUACUAAAGGACCAGGUGAUUCUGAGUCAGAAACUGAAGAAGACACAGACAUAGAUAUAAGACCAGACAGCCACCGCCAGGCGCAGCCUGUGAAUCUAUUGAAAAGCCUGGAAGACUACUUUGAAUCUUAUGUGAAGCCAAGCAUGAGCGAGGUAGAAACAGCUAGGAAAGUUGUGGCAGAGUUAGAAGAGUAUGUCCUUGAAAUGCUAGAUCAAUCCUGUCCCGAGCUUCCCAUUGGAAAACUGAUACACACUGGAAGUGCUUACGAAGACCUCCAAGUGAUCACACCUGACGAUUUUGAUACCUUCCUGCAGCUCAGAUUAGAUUCAUCACAAUGGGAGUUAAUUGAUGGUAAAGACACACUCCUAGAUUCUCCAGGAUAUGCAUUGGUCAAGCGUAGCAAUCAGGAGUUCUUUAAAGUAGGCUCAGUUCCAUGGGACAGGUUUCUUGUUGGAUAUUACUUGUCCCCUCAGAAGAUCUUGCAGUAUUUUCAAGCCCUGCUCCAACGUUCUGUAGGACCAGGGAAAAAGCGAUUCACAAUUGAACCAUCUGUGAAGGAAAAUUCGUUGAGUGUGACAGUGAUCUAUGGAAGUGAUCAGAAACUGAGACUAAAUAUCAUCCCAAUGGUGAAGAUUGGUGAUGUCACAAUGGCAGGAAGGCUGCAUCCAAAGUUUGCUUUAUUCGGGAUGGAUGGAUACAAAAAUUUGUGGAGGCGAAGCUAUGUUGAGGAAGAGGAAGCAAUGAUGAAAUCCUUGACCUCACAAAAUGGUUGUCAAAAAGACUGCUUGAGAAUUCUGAAGGCAAUUAGCAUGAAUGACUAUGGUUCUCCUUUGCAUUUAGUUGAACCCUAUGUCUUCAAGACCAUCCUCUUUCACCUGAGUCAGAUUGAGGAAAACUGGGACAAACAAGUUUUAGCCGAGAGAGUGAUUGAUAUGUUCAUGGUAUUGGACAGGUUCCUUGACCAGAGGAAAUUGCCAAAUUAUUUCAACGCAGAUGUGAACUUGUUUGAGAGUUACACUGAUAUUUAUCUGCGUGAGCUCAAGCAUUAUGUCAACCAUGUGAUUACAAGGAACAAGUUCAGUACUCUACUCCGCCAGAAAAGUCCAGGGAAAGAUUUCUGAAUCUCUGUUUGUAGUAAUGCGAUAUCAAGUUACAAAAUUGAUUCAGAGUUCCAGGGUGAUUCUUGUGCCUGAUGUUGUUGAAGUUGUGAUGGAACCCUAAAAUUCACUUAGACUUGAGACCAGCCGGAUCAGAAAUCUAAUCAAAAUUUAUUGUACCACCAAUGCAUAGAGGCAUCAGUUUGACAAAUACACAUACAUGUAAGGAUGUUUUGCUGCGGAAAUCUCAGUUCGAUCAGGACACAGCUCAGUAUACUAUGAAUGGAGGGUACUAAUUUUUGACUCUGACUCUGAUCUGUUGAUGUGAACUUUAUCUGAUUUUAAGUUGUUGAAUUGGCCGAUUCAGGUUGUCCUUUAAAUAGCAGAUCUGGGUUUUUGUGGAUUGUUGAGAGCUACCUUUAGUAUGCAUGUGAUUUUUAAAACCCACCUACUUAGCCUCUCUGUCUAAAGCCAACUUAGACAAAACGAGAAUGUUGUUCUUUUUUUUUUUUUUUGAAUUGCGCAAGCUUAUUACAUGUUGAUGUGGCCAUUUGGUGUUCAGCAUUGCCAUUGCCUUGCUCUUUUUUGUGUAAAUACAUUUAGCUACCCCGGUACAUGUUUUCUGUAAUAUUUAUUG
Lineus longissimus is the source of this 1953-nucleotide messenger RNA. RefSeq names its product mitochondrial dynamics protein MID51-like. The transcript is spliced from 3 exons. Gene Ontology annotation, cellular component: mitochondrial outer membrane. Lineage: Eukaryota; Metazoa; Nemertea; Pilidiophora; Heteronemertea; Lineidae. Gene Ontology annotation, biological process: positive regulation of mitochondrial fission; mitochondrion organization. The coding region runs from base 33 to 1340 and encodes 435 amino acids. The record is from RefSeq and is a predicted model, not a curated record.